Molecule: messenger RNA, 1042 nt
Organism: Pistacia vera
Lineage: Eukaryota; Viridiplantae; Streptophyta; Magnoliopsida; Sapindales; Anacardiaceae
Product: thaumatin-like protein
Exons: 2
Coding region: 153-902 (249 amino acids)
Biological process (GO): defense response
Cellular component (GO): extracellular region
Source: RefSeq, a predicted model, not a curated record
CUAACUUCAUAAUUUCAACUUUCUUUAUUUUCACUAACCCUGCGUCCCUACCCUCCUUCUCUCUCUCUCUAUAAAAGCAUUACUAUAGUUGGGGCUUUGACAGUGUUCAACUUUCUCUUCUUCACUUCCUUCCACAUCUUCCAGGUUCAGCUAUGGCGGCAAUGCUGAUAUCUCUCCUCACUUUCAUACUCUUUACUCUCUUUUUCUUAUGCAUUCAAGUUUCAGUUUCGGCCACUGUACUUACUCUAUACAACAAAUGCGCGCACCCCGUGUGGCCGGGGAUCCAACCGAGCGCCGGCAAGCCACUUCUCGCUCGCGGCGGCUUCAAGCUUCCACCCAACAAGGCCCACACUCUUCGCCUCCCGGCUCUCUGGUCAGGCCGCUUCUGGGGCCGCCACGGCUGCUCCUUCGACGCCACCGGCCGUGGCCGCUGCGCCACGGGAGACUGCGGCGGCUCCCUCUUCUGCAACGGCAUUGGCGGCACUCCACCCGCCACUCUUGCCGAAAUCACUCUGGGACAAGAGCAAGACUUCUACGACGUCAGUUUGGUCGACGGCUACAACCUGGCGAUCUCCAUCACCCCGUCUCGAGGAUCUGGAAAAUGCAGCUACGCCGGGUGCGUGAGCGACCUGAACUUGAUGUGCCCGGUGGGGCUGCAGGUCCGGUCGAAGGAUAACAGAAGCGUGAUGGCGUGUAAAAGCGCGUGCUUUGCGUUUAACUCUCCGAGGUAUUGCUGUACAGGGAGCUUCGGGAAUCCGCAAAGCUGCAAACCGACGGCGUACUCGAGGAUUUUCAAGACGGCGUGUCCCAAGGCAUACAGCUAUGCGUACGAUGAUCCCACUAGCAUUGCUACGUGCACUCGGGGAAAUUAUUUGGUCACUUUCUGCCCGCAUCAUCGUUAAAUUUUCAGGAUUUUUGGGCUUAUAUUAUUAUUAUUAUUAUAUAGUAGUUUUAUUUGGAUCUAGCUGUUGAAUCUUGUGGACUACUGUGAACUGAACUCUGGUUAUUUGUUUCUUAUAAUAUAAAGUUCAAAGUUAUUUUA